Messenger RNA from Parastagonospora nodorum SN15, 509 nucleotides. RefSeq lists its product as hypothetical. The transcript has 5 exons. NCBI's taxonomy places the organism in Eukaryota, Fungi, Ascomycota, Dothideomycetes, Pleosporales, Phaeosphaeriaceae. Gene Ontology annotation, cellular component: cytosolic large ribosomal subunit. Bases 70 to 399 code for a protein of 109 amino acids. Gene Ontology annotation, molecular function: structural constituent of ribosome; RNA binding. The record is from RefSeq and is a predicted model, not a curated record.
ACUAACAAACUCAACCGGAGCGCAACAACACCCCCAGGAACAUUUACAUAUACACUCCUGAGCGCAGAGAUGGCACCCAAGAAGAACAAGAGAACCGCCGACUCCAUCAACUCGCGCCUGGCGCUUGUGAUGAAGUCCGGAAAGGUCACCCUCGGUUACAAGUCGACCCUCAAGAGCCUGCGUACCGGCAAGGCCAAGCUCGUCAUCAUUGCUGGCAACACUCCUCCUCUGAGGAAGUCUGAGCUCGAGUACUACGCCAUGCUUUCCAAGACCUCUGUCCACCACUUCUCCGGCAACAACAUUGAGCUGGGUACCGCCUGCGGUAAGCUCUUCCGCUGCUCCACCAUGGCCAUCAUCGAUGCUGGUGACUCGGAUAUCCUGACCACAAGCACCGAGUAGAAAGAUGCAUACAGGGCAAAAAGGCAGAUAGACAUGAUACCACGCACGGCAUUCUUGCCGAUGACGAUCUUCAAUGAAUGACAAAAAUGAAGCAUCAAGUUCUUUGCCUA